Molecule: messenger RNA, 3811 nt
Organism: Phacochoerus africanus (Common warthog)
Lineage: Eukaryota; Metazoa; Chordata; Mammalia; Artiodactyla; Suidae
Gene: SOD2
Product: superoxide dismutase 2
Exons: 5
Coding region: 64-981 (305 amino acids)
Biological process (GO): superoxide metabolic process
Cellular component (GO): mitochondrion
Molecular function (GO): metal ion binding; superoxide dismutase activity
Source: RefSeq, a predicted model, not a curated record
GACACGCUCGGAAGCCCGGCAAGGAGGGGCACCACGUUCGCGCGGCCGCUGGAAAAAGUGCAGAUGCCCCAGUUCUUGCGUCUCCUGAGCCCAGAACGCGGGUGCGGCGCGGUCGGGCAGAGCCCGGGGCUUCCCCCCCCCCGCCCCCGGAUUGGAAACGGCGGAAACAGGGGGCGGGGCCGAGGCGGGCGUAGGGGGCGGAGCCACGGCGGCGGCUAUGUCCUUGGAGCGCGGCUCGGGACACGAGUCCAGCCGGACGGUCCGAGCAGCUCGGCGGCUGGAAUUCUGAGGGCCCAGCGGGCGGCGAUCACCAUGUUGUGCAGGGCGGCGUGCAGCUCGAGCAGGAAUCUGGUGCCGGCUUUGGGGGUCCUGGGCUCCCGGCAGAAGCACACCCUCCCUGACCUGCCGUACGACUAUGGCGCCCUGGAGCCGCACAUCAACGCCCAGAUCAUGCAGCUGCACCACAGCAAGCACCACGCGGCCUACGUGAACAACCUGAACGUCGUGGAGGAGAAGUACCAGGAGGCGCUGAAAAAGGGUGAUGUUACAGCUCAGGUAGCUCUGCAGCCUGCAUUGAAGUUCAACGGUGGAGGCCACAUCAAUCAUAGCAUUUUCUGGACAAAUCUGAGCCCUAACGGUGGCGGGGAACCCAAAGGGGAAUUGCUGGAAGCCAUCAAACGCGACUUUGGUUCCUUCGAAAAAUUCAAGGAGAAGUUGACCGCUGUAUCCGUCGGCGUCCAAGGCUCAGGCUGGGGUUGGCUCGGUUUCAACAAGGAACAGGGCCGCUUGCAGAUUGCCGCUUGUUCUAACCAGGAUCCCCUGCAAGGAACAACAGGUCUUGUUCCGCUGCUGGGGAUCGACGUGUGGGAGCAUGCGUAUUACCUUCAGUAUAAAAACGUCAGACCUGAUUACCUGAAAGCUAUUUGGAAUGUAAUCAACUGGGAGAAUGUAACUGAGCGAUACGCCGCUUGCAAAAAGUAAAACAUCAGCCUCACACCGAGUACAUCAAGCUCUUUGGGGCUGUUUUUGUAGGAGCGCCGAAUACCGCAGGGUACCAAUAAGCUGCUCUAUUGUAGUGUUUCUGAAUGUGGCUUGUUCGGGUAUUUGAUAAACACAAUGUAGUGCCAUGAAGAAUUUCUUUUAAAAUUUGGUUAUUAGGCAACUGUUUGAAAAUGUUAAAUGCUUCGUAUGAUGUAGUCUUUCGAAUGUUUUCCUCAGAGAGUGGAAAGAGCCAGGAGGUUAUAAAACCAUCCCAAACCAUCAUAAAACCAUCCAAAAUGUUUCAUCCCUCUACUGUUGGGGUCUCUAGGGAAGCCUUUCUAAUCCUGUUCUGUUGCAGUUACAGAAAAUCUAGUCUUUUGCCCCAGUUGUUUAAUAAUAAAAUAGUAAAUUUAUUUCCCAAGGGAAAUACUCAGUUUUCUAUUGAAAAUUGCUCUUUUUGUAAGUAAUUCUCUGUCCAGUAUUACUUUAGGCAGGUACCACCCAGUGGUCUUUAGCUACUUAUAAGUGAUCACAUGUUACCCAGGGUUAACACUAUCCAUUUUGUCAUUAAAAAUAUAUAACUUGUUUGCUAAUGAGAAUUGCUUUAUUAUGAGAAGGAGAUGGUAGUACCUCUGAAUUUUUCUGUAGAGAGAAAAUAAAGACUUUUGUGAAAUUUUGUCCUCACAUAUAGAGAUGUGUGUUGUCUAAGUGCUCAAAACGGACCGAGUGGGGCCUGGUUAAUCAAGACCAGUGGUAGGGAUGUGGCCUCAUCCACAUCUUCUGGCCGGGCACUUGUCCCACGCUACCACCCGCUGUGGGCCGGUUCACAAAGCAUCCUUCUAAGAGCACAGGCUUGGGCCUGGUCCUGCCUUCCCGAGUGGUGAGAGACAGAUUGGCUCCUGGACGUGGUUGGGCACAUGCCACCCUCAGGACUUUUCUUUUCUUUUUCUUUCUUUUUUUUGGGGGGGGGGGUUAAUUUUUUUUUUUUUUAAAGUAUAAUCGAUUUACAAUGUGGUGCCAAUUUCUGCUGCAAAGUGACCCAGUCUUUCAGAGGUUGAUUUUGAGUUGUAUCAUCCCCUUCGAUGGUUCUCUUUUCUUCUAGAAAAUGUCCAGUCACUGUCAACGUUUUAUGUGGUUUCGUUUCCCCAGUACAGAGGAAACGACAUCCCUAAUGCAGUGGCACAGCUGUCAAAGGAUGCUCCUGUUGGCUUCCUGCAAGUGGAGCUGUCCAGCAGGGCCUCGUCUGGACUUGGUGUAACAUUGGUCAGGCCUCUGUCUUCCUCCUCGUUGUUAAUGGCCGUAUACUUUUUAUCAGUUGGACAUUUCCUCAUUUGUUUUACAGUUCUGUUACUGAGUAUUUUGUUUGUUUCUUAGUGUUAUUAUUACAAACAAUGCUGUUCCGAGCAACCCACAUAGGUUUUACCUUCUAUUGGAAUAUUUUCUCUGUAUAGGUUUUAGUCUUAAACCGAUUUAGUAAUGGGGUGUUUUCCCCAAGUUUAUUUUUUCACUGAAAAUUUUUCCUCCAACUUUUAUUUUCCUAUUUUUUUUUCAUGGAAAAAUGGAGUAACCUAGCAGUUUCAAUAUUGAAGACUGAAGUUUCUAAAAAAUUGAAAUUCAAGGCACUUUUCUUUUAGAAUUCAGUUAGCAAAGUGUUUAGGCUUUCUGGGUUGGCAGCAGUGUUAAAGAGACUCGUGGUACCUGUGUGUUUAUGCUUGUGGGUUGAAAACACCUCAGACUCUUUGGUUGCCAUCCUUCAUAUACUGCAGUAAAAUGGCUUUCGCGAAGUGCAAUAUGGGAGUCCCGUGACUGCUGCUUACAUGUAUCCUAUAUACACAUAUAUAUGCCCAUGUAUAAAAAGGCAGUCAUGUGGCUGCUGCUUACAUAUAUCCUAUAUACACAUAUACAUGCCUAUAUGUAAACAAAGCAGUGAGCUCUGUAAACAGACCGUUGAGAAAAGUCAGACCUUUUGAAUAGGACUGGUCUUUUAGAUCCGGGUUUGUAUUGAACUAACGAAGACAUGCAGAGACUACUGACUUUUAUAAACCUUUUGAACUCUCGUUAAGCCUUAAGAUUAAACAAAUUCAAAGUUGAAAUUUCUAUGAGGCUCUAUUUUUGCUUUGAUUGUACAUUGAGGACAACGGAAAGUUCCUGGCUUCCACUAAGGUUUUGGAUUUGAAGAGACUAAGCUAACAUACAGAGGAAAGAUUUUCAUCAUGUGGCAGAAAAUGAGACCCUAAGAUUCUGUUUCGCCCUACUUUUCAUAACAGAAAAGAAACAGAAAAGGUAAAACAACCGUUUCUUCUGGAAAGAGCAGGGAUGGUUCACUCAGGAAGGAUUUUUGUGACUGAAUCAGCAGUGCCUGUUCUAGUUACAGAUGCGCUGCAAACACUUUAGCUGGCAGUGGGGGACUCUGCAAAACAGACAGUGUCUGUGAAAGAGUAUGUGUCACUGGAACUGUGAUAAUUAAACUCUGAUACCGAGAAAUGACCGCUUUAUUGCACACCUCAGAUUCAUGAGUCUAAAGUGAGAUGUGAAUUUCUAUGGAGUACUUUUAAAGAGUAAUACCAAAAAUCAUAAAAUUAAGAUUGAUGUUUGUUGUCAGUUACAUAGGUAUAAAUAAGUAGGUAUGAAUACAAAUUGUAUUUCCUCUUUUAAUUUCAGGGGAGCUGUUUUUUGGGAACACAAUUGGGUAACUGUCAUUUUCAGUCACACUGAUGAUACCAGCAAGCUAAUGUCCUGUCUUUUAGGAUAUGCAUGGUACAUGCUAAAAAUCCUAUAAGGUCCUGGAGAGCUUUCAUUUAAUUAUUCAUUAAAGAAGCAUUUAUUUUCA